Messenger RNA from Closterium sp. NIES-65, 1620 nucleotides. NCBI's taxonomy places the organism in Eukaryota, Viridiplantae, Streptophyta, Zygnematophyceae, Desmidiales, Closteriaceae. The record is from the annotation of a GenBank genome assembly.
AUGGUGGGUCAAAUGGCGUUCAGUAUUGCCGUCAUCAUCGCCUUCAGCGCUGGUGGGAGAAUCGUCUCCUCCCCACCUGCUCUUCUCCCGUGCACGUGCAUGUUCCCCCUGAUCCUCACCAAUGUUUGCUCCUUAUCCUCCUAUGCGUGCCACGGCGAAUUGCUGAAAACUGGGCAGUACACGCACCGGCAGGGCACUCGCCCGUCACAGCAAGUAAGGCUGCUGGACAGCGACGUGUUGGGCCCCUCACUGCCCAACCUGCUCGGCGUGGACAUCGCCGGCUGCCCCCUUCUCGCUGGGCCUAGAGACUGCCGCCACCCCACUGCUCGCCUCACGUGCCCCCCACGCGCCCAUCUUGCCGCUGCAGGCGCACGGCGUGCUCUGCAUGUCUGCGGGCUUCCUCAUGCCCCCUCAUGUGGCGGCCGUGUGGCGCGAGGCCGGCCCAUGGUGAUGGCGGCGGUGGAGAAGCGUCAUCUUGCCUGGUCACUUCCACCUGCACGGCCGGAAGGAAACGGUGGGGCAAUGGAUGUGGUGGUGGUGAUGGUAGCCGUGGACGCCACCGGCAGUGCUGGGAGCAGGCAGGCACCGGGGUGUGGCGGGUGCACAACCCCAUCUGCACAUCCCUACUGCCUGGCCGCACACCCGCCUAGCACUAUGAGAGCAUGCACAUCCCACUUCACCAUCUCGUCUCCCGCCUGCCCUUCCAUGUCUUCUCUUUCCUUUCAGGCGCCGGGGAUGGUGGCGAACACGAGUAACUUCACCUGCCCGGCCUGCUCCAACCACGCCACCAUCGCGGGCCAUGGAACCCCCCACCACGCUGCUGCUCACCUGCCCGGCCUGCUCCAACCACGCUGCUGGAUUGGCUUCCUCGCAGAGGUGGAUGGGUUCAUGGCAAAGAUGGUUGCCAUUCGCCCUCCUGGCCUUGCCUCCUUGCCGUUCUCGCCCCUCUGUGCCCACCGGGUCACUGCUGCACCUGUCAGCCAACCCAUCCCAUGGAUCCUUGCAUGCGGCGUUCAUCGUGCACCUGCACGGCUAACAGCACUCUCACCAUACCUCUCUUUCACUCGCCAGCCCUUCUGCCCGCGCCUUUUUCCUCUGAAUCCCUCUCCCCCCUCCUCUGACUCCCUCCCCUCCAUCAUUCCGUCUGCUCGUUGCACUUCGCGCGGUCUCCAUCAAUUUGUUACUCCCCUCAGUCCUCUUCCCCCUCCCCUUCCCGACCGGCUCCUUUGGCCUUGCCCCCCUCCCAUAGCUUCCUGCAUUCCGUGUGUUCAGAUCAUGCAAGGGGGCGUGGUGUCCUAUCCUGCACAUGCCACGGAUGCCAACAGUGGAAGGACUUCACAGCUGGCAGGCUAUCCUGGCCUGCCACAUGGCAGGCAGCCACUGGAGCAGGCGAGGAGCGGCGGGGACAGUGAGGAGCAGCAACAGCAGCGUAAUUUCAAGCAGCGGCGUGAGGGGCAGGUGGGUGCAGGCAAUGGUCUGCUGGCCUUCAAGCUGCGGCAGGGCUUGUGGGAGUGGGUUGCAGAGGGAGGGGACAAGGAGGGUGGAGCGAAGGCGGAGGAGGAAUGGCUUGAGAAGCUGCUUGAAAUUAUGCUGCUGCAGGACGAAGUGAGGACGAAGUGA